Molecule: messenger RNA, 1372 nt
Organism: Acipenser ruthenus (sterlet)
Lineage: Eukaryota; Metazoa; Chordata; Actinopteri; Acipenseriformes; Acipenseridae
Product: coiled-coil domain-containing protein 103-like
Exons: 4
Coding region: 92-406 (104 amino acids)
Biological process (GO): epithelial cilium movement involved in extracellular fluid movement; determination of left/right symmetry; inner dynein arm assembly
Cellular component (GO): outer dynein arm
Source: RefSeq, a predicted model, not a curated record
UCUAAAACGGAAGCAGCUGGGGUUGGUUGCCAUAGAGACGCGUUCUGAGUGCAAAUGACUGCGCAAGCCAAGCGUAACUUCAGCUUUGCAAAUGGACGAAUCAGAAACCAUGAACUUUUCUGCCCUGGAGCGAGAGCUGGAGGCAGCAGUGGCAGCUGACAAGAAGUACCAGAGAGAAAAUGAUGCCAAGUUCCGUGCCAUUCAUCAGAAAGUGGCGUCGUAUGAGGAGUUCAGGGAUAUUGUGCAGGCAUCACACCUGAAGCCACUGGACAGAAAGGACAAAGUAGGAGGACGAAGGUACCAACCUUGGAACUCACUGGCAUCAUCUUCUGGACAAAAAGUCCGCUCACAGACCGAUAUUAUAGAGAUUUAUCACCUGGGCUUCAAGACUAUUUUUGAUGUAUAGCGCUACCCCUCUACCUCUUCUGUCUUUCCUAUACAGUGUAUACCCACUUGUAUUAUACUUGUCUCCAUCACUCUCAGAUAACCAAGUUUCUGUAACGCCUAUCACGUCGUAGUUACCUCAAGUUGUAACAUUUUGUUUCUGAGAUUUCUAACAUUUAGAUAAAUACAUUUAAUGGCUGUCUUACCCGAGUUGUUGGCCCUUGUUUUGCUGUAGUCUCCCUUCUGUUUUUUGUUGAUUUCUCCCCCCUUCCCUUCCUGUUCUAGUGUACAUGGAGUAUAUGGCAACCCUAAUUUGUUUUAUUUGGUUAGUCCAUGCUGACUGUAAAUUGUACAUAAACUAUACUUUACAGUAUAAGAGCUCUUCACUAUUUCUAUAUUAAAAAAAAAAAAUGCAAUAGGACCGACACUGUCGUGCUGAAAGAGUUCACAGCAUGCCUGUGAUUAUAAAAACCUGAACUCCAGCACCAUCCUGUAGCUGCUAUACGCUAUUGCAGGCUCUGUUUACUUCAUUGCAAACAUAGGCCUAUAUUCACCAAGCGUUUUCCUUUGUCUAAAUGGAACAAAAUAGAAACGAAAGUUAAAAUGCAGUAAGUCACAGCGCAUGUGGUUUAUCUUAUAGAUGCUGUGUAUGAGCAAGUUGUUCAUACAUUUUACAUCUUAUGUGGACGUUUGUAGCCUUCAGAAAAAAUAAUGCUAACACCGAAUUUGCGGAAAACACUUGAUGAAUAUAGGUCAUACUGUAGUAAAGAAUCACCUGACAUUUAAUGGACCUACAUUUCAGUUGUGACAGACUUUACAGGUAAAUGUAUUUUUUUAAACUAUCUUGUUGACAAGCAUGCACAUUCCUGGUUUUGUUUUUGUAUUAUAUUUCAUUAAAUUCACUUUAUAGUUCAAUGUUGUUAAUAAUGCUGUUACUGUUGUGAUUUUCAUCAAUGGGAGAGAAACCUGUACAUCCUUUAUAAACAAG